Protobothrops mucrosquamatus (brown spotted pit viper) is the source of this 2337-nucleotide messenger RNA. It is a transcript of the gene PGAP1, whose product is annotated as post-GPI attachment to proteins 1. The record is from RefSeq and is a predicted model, not a curated record. Gene Ontology annotation, biological process: endoplasmic reticulum to Golgi vesicle-mediated transport; GPI anchor metabolic process. Lineage: Eukaryota; Metazoa; Chordata; Lepidosauria; Squamata; Viperidae. The transcript is spliced from 24 exons. Gene Ontology annotation, molecular function: phosphatidylinositol deacylase activity. Bases 46 to 2337 code for a protein of 763 amino acids. Gene Ontology annotation, cellular component: endoplasmic reticulum.
GGUCAUGAAUUCGCUCCCCGCAGUGUUGCAAUAGUAGGUCAUUCCAUGGGUGGUCUUGUUGCAAGAGCACUAGUCAUUCUUAAACAUUUUAAACCAGAACUUCUCAAUAUUCUUAUUACUCAAGCGACACCCCAUGUUGCACCUGUGUUGCCUUUAGAUCAAUAUCUUGCUGAUUUUUACACAACUGUGAACCAUAACUGGAUUCAGAAGGCUCAAGAAAUAAGGAAUCUAACAACCCUUUCUGUAGCAGGAGGAUUUCGAGAUUAUCAAGUUCGCUCUGGAUUGGCUUUUCUGCCCAGUUCAAGUAGUCAGAAUUGUGCUUUAUCUGUUGUGAGUUCAGCAGUUCCUCGAGUCUGGGUUUCCACAGAUCAUCUUUCCAUUGUUUGGUGUAAGGAAUUGAACUUGGCUACUGUCAGAGCAUUUUUUGACCUUAUUGACGACAAUACUAAACAGAUAUCAGAAAAUCCCCAAAGAAAAGUUCUGGUCCUAAAUCACCAUUUUUUAAAAUAUCCAGGAAAACUCUUUGAAGAAAGACCUGAAUCACUUACUGAGUUAACAGAAACAUCAAUUUGGAUCAACGUAAAAGCUUCAAAAUGGUCCUACAAAGGAUUCAAUGAAUCAGAUGGAAAAUAUUUUAUUUUUUCCCUCUCAAACCAAAGAAAAUCAUACACUCAUAUUUACUGCCAAAACAGUAUGUUGGAUACAACUAGCUGGAUAUAUGGUUGUGCAAACAGUACUUCAUCGAAGUGUUUGCAAGCGAUUGACUUGUCUUGGAAUGCUGAGUUACUACCAACAGUUAAGAUUGUGACUUUGAAACUUCAGGAUUAUCCAUCUUUGACUCAUAUUGUGCUUCACGUACCAGUAGUUAAUGGUAUCAAGUUUACUUUAGACUGUGAGUUCUUUAAUGAAGUUUCAAGAAUAGUGGAACUCCCUGUAACCCAUCUUUUUACUUUUGGGUUUUCUUCAAGCAAAAUCAUACUAAAUUCAACUGGCCUUAUUCACAUUGUUCAGCUCCAACAUUUUGGUCAGAUAUAUCAGGCUUUUAGGAUCUUUAUAGAGAGUAAAUGCCAGAUUCUCAAAGAAAGAAAACCCAGUGUGUAUCGACUUCAUAUACCAUGGUCACACGAAGAUUCUUUAACUUUGUCACAGGAUCCUUUGACUGAGAUUUCUGCAAAAUUGCACAUUGCACAGCCUGAAAAUGACUCUACAGUUCCUUUGUUGAAAAUUUAUUCAUCUUCAGAUUGUCAAUAUGAAGUAACUGUCAAGACCUCUUUUCUGCAGGUCCUUGGUCAGGUGAUAAGAUUCCACGGUGGCAUUCUUCCUAUGUACAUUAUUUCUAAUAUUCUUCUUGCCUACAGAAGACAAUUAAGGUCCCUAGUGUCAACAGGUCAGUGUUCUGACUUUGUUCCUGCCCUUACUAAGGCAGCUAAGCCUUAUAAAGUAGAGCCCAUAGCAUAUAUGAUUAAGUUCUUGUUGGGACUUAGCUGGCUUAAAGGACUCAGGAAUUCAGAGUUGGAUCGUGUGACAGUGAACAACCAAGACUCGUGGUUUCCUUUGGUAUCCCUGAUUCUCUUUAUGUUUGGGACUGGCAUAGCCUAUUGGGGUGGCAUACUUCUUGAUUCAUCAAUAAGGCUCUUAUCUUCAUUGCACUUAGUUUUGACAAGACCCUCUGGACUUCCAUCUCACAACAAUCUCAUUACCCGAUUAAGGUUUUGUGUUGCAGUUUCAAUGGUUUUUCUUAGCUGGACUACCUGUGGAGCGCUGGCAAUAAUGAUGACUUAUUUUCAUUAUAUAUUCAAGGUUGUUAAUUUCCAUUCAAAUUUAAGAUCUGAACUAAGUGUUGGUAAUGUGGUAAGUCUGUUUAUUUAUCCCAUAAAGAACCUAGAACCUAAAUCAGAAGAUUCAAAAAUCGAAGGGGAGAACAGCUGCAGAUCAGAGAAUUGCCUUUCAGAAUCAAGAAACUCACCCAGCACCACCAUGGCCAAUGACAGCAUUAUAGAUAGCCUUAAAAUGCAUGUCACGGUCAUCAACUUAACCACAUGGAUUGUGCUUCUUAGUUGUCCAUCUUUAAUUUAUUGGCUAGAAAAUAUCAGAUACCAUAUCAGACUUGAUCCUGAUCCAUGUAGACUUGUUGCUGUUAUUCUGAUAAUUAUUUUGAGUAUACUCAUGAAUACAAGUACUACAAAACUUAAAUCAAGUAAAUUAUUGAAGAUUGCAGCAUAUUUUCCACUUCUUUUCUCUGUUGCUGCUGUAGUUUUUGCGCCUGUUUAUUUAUAUCAAAUGCCAUACUUUGUAAUAAUUCCUCUUUUUUUACAUUCAUUAUGCAGCAUUGUGUAA